AUGGAUCAUAUUAAAAAGUUAUUGAAAUACGAUGACAAAGUACGGCCAAAUAUUGGUGGAAGAAAUGAAACUCCAACCAUUGUUCAAGUGAAUGUCGGAGAGAUGAAGAAACGACUUCAUAAUAUGCCUCACCAUGAUCACGACAGACCCGAGACAGAUCAAUAUGAAUCGGAAUUACUCUCAAGAAACCAUGAAAAGAUACAAGCAGUACUCAACAACUCAAAACCAUUGAAACCAAGGGAAAAGGAAAAGCCAAAAGAUUUAAUUCCAUCCAUCGAGCCACUAGAUUUCACUAAAGAUUUGGACGAGUUGUUCAAGGGACUAAAAGAAACUUUGACACUUAACUUCGCGAAAGGAACAGAGGAAUAUCAAUUUUAUGCAAUGCGGACUUACGUCUAUUUCUAUAAUAGUGUGGUAGCUGAAAAAUUUCUCUUUUCCAAAUAUCAGCGACAACCAUUUCCAGUCAAAAAGAUGACCUUUUUAUUAUUUUUAAUUUGGGCAAGACAGAAUGGAUAUGCGUACAAAACUGUCAAAGAUUGCUUUUGUAAUUCUUUUUGUAGAGUAAUUGAACUCAAUCCAAUUCUAGGAGAAUCACCACGAAGUGCUCAUCCUGAAUUGGUGGGAGGAGUGCUUCGAUCUUUAGUGAGAAAGUACGGAAAGAAAACAUUUAAAGUUAAUGCAUUAUUGAACACUCAUAUGUUGGCAUGGAUCGAUGAGCUUGACAUGAACAAGUUUUCAGAUAUAAUGGUGAAAGCACUAAUUCUCGUUGGUAGAUACACUGGAUUAAGAGGAGACUCUCUUGUUCACAUGAAUUUGUCAGAUAUUGAAUUUAAAACGAAAGAUCAUGACGAAGAUGAAUUUAGCGUAAACCUUUACAUGACCAUUAGAAAAGAAAAGCAUUUACAAGGAUGUGAGACACGCAAAAUAUGUGUUCAUGGAAAGAAAUCACAAAAAUAUUGUCCUGUGAUCAGUUUACUCUAUUAUUUAUACGUGAGAAACAAAUCAAUGUUUAAGAAUGGAGUUAAAACUUGGAAAGAAUUUCUCACUUCGAAAGAUUUCUCGUUUGCCGCAAAUUAUACAGAUGAACCUUUGUUUGUUCAAAUCACUAAUAACCACCGAGUCACGUCGAAAGAUUUAUCUAACCUACUCAAAUCUUCCUCUAAAACACAUCUUGGAAUAAUUUAUUCAAUGAGAAGUCUUCGAUCUGGAUGUAUUAUCAUGAUUUUUAUUACAUUAGUAUUAAUUUAUGGACCUGAUAGCGUCAGAUCAUUAGGAGCUAUUCCAAUAAGCGUUUGGAUUGGUCAUCUUCGACAUGAAUCAGCUGAAUAUUACAUAAGACAAGCAAUCACCUUAUGCUUCAAUUACACUGAAUUCCAACAUGGAGUUAUUGACAAAAAUAUUACUAUUAAUGAAAUUGAUAUGAUUUAUUGUUCAGGGUUAAAGAAAAUUGUGAAAGAUUCAACUAUUAAGCGCUUCAAACCACCUCGUACUGUCAUAGAUGAGUUUAAAUUAUAUCUACCAAGAGGCAAGAAAUAUUCUAAUCCCGAAUUGAAAAACAAGCCAGUGGUGAUCCCCAGUUCAAUUAAGGAACAUAUUAAUGAAACUUACGAAUUAGGUAUUGAACAAGCUGAACGAAAGGAUACUGCAUGGUUUUCUUUUUUCAUGAAAUGUGCGGACGUGUUGCAAUAUACUCACAAUAUUAAUUGGAAUCAAUUGAAGACCUCAAAGAAGAAGCUUACUAAGACUGUGAAAUUUACAUUGGUGAAGAAAUGGAUUGUUGAGAAUUGGGAAAAUCAGUCUGACAUGUUGCACGAAGUGUUUUGUGCUGUGUCUGAUUCGUGGGAAGUUCCUAAUUGUGCCUUUCGUUACAAGAGAAGAAAAUCAGAUAAGGUUACUGUUGAGUGGGGUGGGUUUGGCUCCACCUACAGUAGUUCCUCGAUUAGAGCAGUGUUCAAAUAG
Naegleria lovaniensis is the source of this 1959-nucleotide messenger RNA. RefSeq lists its product as uncharacterized. NCBI's taxonomy places the organism in Eukaryota, Heterolobosea, Eutetramitea, Acrasida, Naegleriidae. Bases 1 to 1959 code for a protein of 652 amino acids. Gene Ontology annotation, biological process: DNA recombination; DNA integration. The transcript has a single exon. Gene Ontology annotation, molecular function: DNA binding. The record is from RefSeq and is a predicted model, not a curated record.